GUGUUCUUCUUCCAUUCGUUGCUGUUCAUCGUUCUUUUGUUUUUUCCUCUGUCUUCUCUUUUCUCGUUCCUGUCGCAUCAUUCGCUUUUCUUUCUCCGUAUUGUCCUCAACGGUGGCGUUCCGUGUGCAGUGUGUGCGACGCCGCUUCCUUCACAACUGCCAUAGAAGCUUCUACCCACGCCCGACGUAGUUCACCUCAGGUCCCUACUAUUUUCUAUUUUUAGGGUGGCAUCUGGUAUAGGGAGUAUAUAUUGCCACGAACUAACUCCCAGACCUCUUCUAUUAUUAUUUUUCCUUUUCCCUAGUUAACACCACAGCCUGCGGCAGAACGGCUGGAAGAGGUGUAACGCUUCAUGCGUCGUGCGAGCGACUCCGCUUUCUCACGCACACCGACAGCCCGCCUUCUUGCUCUUCCCCCUCGCCCCUUCGCCCCCUCCGUCCCACCACAGUUGCAUGGGCGGAACCUCUCCCUCCUCCUUCCUCCCCCGCAGUACCAUAAAGUAAUAAAGUGCGGAGUUGAAUCGAGCACACCCAGCUGCGCACCUUCCCCGCCAAAACGCAAAGGAAGAGUUCGCAGGAGCAGGACGUAGCUACACCCCGCAGCACCGGAGGGGUGAUAGAUUGAAGCCCACCAAUCCCCACAUGCGAUCUACCAAGCGCCUCGAUGCCCCGCACGCGCGGAACCUCACGACGGUGCUCCCGGAGCCUGCCGGCAAACCCAGCGUCGACCUCGACAGCUCUUCCACCGCGUCGGAUCGCCUGGUGAACUCCAGCCGGCUCUGCACUCCGUCACUAAAGCUGUCCCUCACGAUGUGGUGCGGCUCCCGACGUAAGGCGCGCCGCGUUGUCCUCCCGCUCACGCUGCUGACGCUGCUGACGCUGACGGUGCUGUCAUUGUGCGUUGUGAACUGGAUGGCGAUGACGGACGACGCGAGGUAUUCUUGGAACGAUGCGGCGGUGCGAGCGGAGGCGGUUGCGUGGAACGCGACUCUGUCAGUGGCGGUGACGCACGAGGCGCCGCUGACGUGUCUCAACAGCCGCCAGCUGGAGCAACUCGCAGGCCGGUGGUGCGUCGGCGACGGUGAUGCGGCGGUCGCAGCUGCCGUCGUGGACGCUGCGCGUGGUGGAUGCGCUGUGCGACGAGUGCCUGGACAACGCGACGCACGCGGCUGCUGUGGCGCGGCAGCUUGGUGCGUCCACUGCGUCCGCGGACGGCGCGUUGCCCGCUGCGACUGUGUUUGCGACGCCGAGCGCGCCGCUUGGGCUUGCGGGCCCGAUGCUGUUUGCGAUGGCGAGCGUGACGGACGGCGUAGCUGUUGGCGCUGAGCUUGCGCGGUGGAGCUGGGUGCUGCGGUCGUACGCGGUGCGGCGGCAGUUCCGUGGCGCGUCGCCUGUGGGGCUGAGGGGCGGGACGUCGCCGUACCUCGUGGUGCUUGGGAUCCCGUCGACGGACCAGCCGGUGCGGUCGUCGCUGCGUGAUGCACAGCGCGACACGUGGCUGUCGUACGCGGAGGUUGCGCGGAGCGGGAACGACUUCCGCGGUGCGCUGCUGCCGCUGUACAUCUUCGCUGCUGCGGAGCGCGAGCAGCCGCACGCUGUGCUGGACGUGUCGCCGCUGCUGCCGACGGUGGCGGAGUACGAGGCCGCGUCUGCGGUGCUGCUGAGGCCUGGUAGUGCUGCUGGUGCGGUGCGGAGCUACGCUGAGCGUCGCGUGCGGCUUGCGGUUGAUGUUGGCGCUGUGGGCGCCGGUGACGCGCUGCUGGCCGAGUCGCCGUGUGCGGCGAUCGUGUCGAGGCCUGCGACGCCCGCUGCGGGCACCGGCGCGGACGCGACGUGGCUGUCGCAGCUUGCGUCUGCGCUGGCGCUGCCGGUGCGUCCCGCCGCUGUGGCGGCCGCGGAGUUCGUGUGCGGCGCGUCGACUGCGCUGUGGCAGGAGGCGUUGGCGCACCGCAACAUGGUGUGGGUGGACAUGAUGACGGACCGGCGCCCGAGCUCGAAGAAGAAGCUGGGCGAGGGUGGCAACUGGGGCCUGCCGGUGGAGGUUGGGAUGACGCAGAAAACCGUCCUGUGGCUGGAGUACGCCUACCACGCGUUCCCCGAUGUGCCGUACAUCAUGAAGGGCGACGACGACACGUACCUGAAGGUGCCGCAGUUCAUGAGCGACGUCCGUUACAUGCGUGCUGGUUUCAAGGGCAAGCGUGUGCGGAGUCCGCCGGAGGUGCGCGAUGCGGUGGGCGUCGCGGAGACGGAGGAGUGCAUUUACUGGGGCAGCUGGAUGCGUGGUAGUCUCUGGAACUACCUACGCUACCACGAAGGCAGUGGGUACAUGCUGCACCGCCGUCUGGUUCAGGUGGUGCUGGAGGCGACGGACCGGCUGAAUGCGGAGGCGGUGCAUCUGGCGGUGACCCCAUAUAAUGAAUCCCUGAAAGAGGCGUAUGAGGCUCUUGUCAUGGACGUUGAGGACGCUUAUGUGGGCCGCGUGUUGCGAGACAGGCGGGAUCGCAUUCGCGAGGUCUGCCCCUUCCACCGCGCCACGUACGUGGAGGAGGACAAGACGCGCCACUUCGAUCUGGAUAACUACCAUUGGGUACGGUAUUUCUCCGUGCUGAUGCACCACGUCUCCCCCUCUGAUCAGUACUUUUUGCAGUACUUCUUCCGACACGAGCACGCGGUGGCCGCGCUGUCGAAGGUGUGCAAUGACACAGUGGAGAAGCUAGCGACGGCAGCGGCAAGGCGUUGGAUGGCGUUUCAUGUGCCCCACAACCUGACGGGGUACAACAAGGUCCCCAAGGUGCGCUGGACCUACAAUAUGACGCCCAUCGACUCCUUCGUCUCCCCGGGCGACAACGUCAGCGUGUACAGCUUACCGUACGUGGCGUUCGCCUUCGAUGCACUCGAUAAAGCCGUACAAUGCGCGACGCCAACGGAGGGGGUCUAA
This is a messenger RNA of Leptomonas pyrrhocoris, 2938 nucleotides long. RefSeq names its product phosphoglycan beta 13 galactosyltransferase 6 (SCG6). Gene Ontology annotation, molecular function: hexosyltransferase activity. Lineage: Eukaryota; Euglenozoa; Kinetoplastea; Trypanosomatida; Trypanosomatidae. The transcript has a single exon. The record is from RefSeq and is a predicted model, not a curated record. Bases 1085 to 2938 code for a protein of 617 amino acids. Gene Ontology annotation, cellular component: membrane.